AUGCAGCGUGGUUCAGUUUUUCGUUCAACGUGCUCUUCAACUGGACAACAACGACAGGAGGGAACAUUAAACGCACUGAAUGCGGUGGACGAGUGAGUCUAAAAUUUCGCAUUGUGUUUUUUGAAAGUUUGUAUAUAUUAAUAUCGUACAAUUAUUUUUUUUAAAUUUGUUUUGUUUCAGUCUAUUUGGAUAUCCAAACUCUCCAGAAUAUUCUGAGUCGCAAAUGUCUCCUACCAUUUUUAACGAAGGUAUAAGUCUAUUGCAUGGCUAUUUGCAAUACUAAAUCAAUUUAUAUUAAUUUCCAUAUCAAAGCAAAUUAAGUUGUUUUUUCGGUUAACUAAUGCUAGUCGUUUAAAAUGUUAAAAAAUUAAUUAACAGACAGAUUAAGACGAAAGAGACGCCAUGAAUGCACGGAAAAUGCAGCUGUGUCUAGUACAGGUUUGUGGUGUAGUUCUUUAACUUAUUGCGAAAAUACAUUACACAUUUUUCAAUUUGUUUUCGCCUUGCAGGUCGGCCAAGAAGCCUUAACAGUACAACUGUCAUACACGCUGCAUUACCCGUCGAAACGGCAAGGAUUGAAGGUAAGUUUGAGCUAUUUAAUACAUACGAAACUUCACGAGUACACACGAAACGUUUUUACACUGAAUAUAAUUAAUUUUUCCAAUAUUUAUACUCGCUCAGAUACGCAGGGAAAUGAAUCAACUACAAGCAAUGCUGGCAAUAAUGAUGGUAUAUAAUAUACUUUGAAUUGUUAAAUAAACAUUUUCUUGUGCUAAAGUACAAUAUUUAAAAUUGUACUGUUUUAAUUUAUAGUGUUUUAAUUCACAGCUCUUUAUUUUAGGGGUUUUCCCUUUAAUAGGAGUUUUCCUUUAAUAGGGUGUUAGUCUAAACAAGCUGUUAUUAACCAAUAUACACUGUGCUCUUAUUAAUAAUUAAAAUCUGUUGGCAUAAACAUAGCAAAACAAGGAAAUAGAGUACAUUGCACCAGGGAUGGAUUUACUGAGGGGUGUGCACCCCGCCUAGCCCUGGCCUUGGGGUGCCAUUGUUCAUGAUAAAGCAAAAAUUAUCCGGAGACAAAAUGAGAUUCAGUAAUUUAGUCAUAACAUGAUGAUAAGCAAACUGUGAACAACAAUUACAAUUCAAAUACUGUAGCCAAGCAAGACUUUGCAGUAGUAUUAAGCAUGUUAAUGGAUGGGUAAAGUCACUGGAAAGAUAAUGCCACGUACUCGUAGAAAAAAAAUUUUUCCCUAAAAAGUUGUCUGAGCACCCCCACCCUACCAGAUCAUGCUAGAUCCAUCCCUGCAUUGCACCUUGAAUUCAUUGGGUUAACAUUGAUACAGUGAACAUUUUCUGUCUUUUAAUAACAGUACAAAAUGAGCUAUCAAGCUUACGGAGUGAAGUCCAUUCGCUUCGCAAGCAAAUGAAAGGAAUGGCAGAGAAACAAGACGAACUGCUCAACCUGAUUAAGGCCAUGAAAAGGAACAGCGAUUUAGAGUAUUUUGACCUAAAUGCUGUCAUACUGUAA
Paramuricea clavata is the source of this 1525-nucleotide messenger RNA. Lineage: Eukaryota; Metazoa; Cnidaria; Anthozoa; Malacalcyonacea; Plexauridae. The record is from the annotation of a GenBank genome assembly.